Molecule: messenger RNA, 5736 nt
Organism: Strongylocentrotus purpuratus (purple sea urchin)
Lineage: Eukaryota; Metazoa; Echinodermata; Echinoidea; Camarodonta; Strongylocentrotidae
Product: NFX1-type zinc finger-containing protein 1-like
Exons: 4
Coding region: 1-5736 (1911 amino acids)
Biological process (GO): regulatory ncRNA-mediated heterochromatin formation
Cellular component (GO): nuclear RNA-directed RNA polymerase complex
Molecular function (GO): helicase activity
Source: RefSeq, a predicted model, not a curated record
AUGUGGGGUGAUGAUGAUUAUGAAUACAACGGAGGACGUUUUGCGUCUCGUCCUAACUCGACAGAUGACCGUGGGAGGGGUAGACGAAGAGGAUUUCGAAGGGGUGGGACCAGAGGACAAGGCAGAGGACAAGGCAGAGGAGGUGCUACGGGUGGAGAUAACGUCAUGUGGAGAAGAGAGAACAGGAGGGAAGGAAGUCGUGAUAGAGGAGACGCUAUGAUGGCUGACAGAGAAGGAAGGGACACAGAAGGAGCGAGAGGAAGGGGACAUGAUGGAGAGAGGGGAGGUGGAAGGAAAGUUGGAGGCGAAAGAGGCGGUAACAGAGGAGGCCCAUUCCGCCAGCGCUACAACGACAGGCAACAAGACGGACAGCAAGGCGUUCUGGCAAGAGGCCGCGGUCAAAGAGGAGGCCACAUGGAUCAGGACGUAGGUAGAUCAACAAGAGAGGGCUAUCGGACACAGGAAAAUACUAGAUAUGGACAGACCCAAGGCAAAUACCAGAAGAACCAAGGUAACUUUAGACCACUAAGUUCCAGACUUCUUAUCGAAAUACUUGAUAAAGACCCUUCCGAGGCCGCUACAGAACUUGGGUCCCUGACAGGAAACCUUCAAGCCGGUCUCAAUGAAGACUCGAUGGAUGAGGUACGACAACAUCUCAUUUGGAAGGCUCUAGCAUUUAUUUGCGGAGCUCUAGGUGCAGAACAAACAGUGAUCAUGCUCCUGACAAUGACACUGGACUCCAAACUCUGUCGUCAGCAUUUGCUCACGGUUUUGACCAAUCUCAGGCGUCCAGGAGAGAAUAUCGGCGAAAGGCGAUUUAAUCUUUUGAAGAAUGUCAUCACUGUUUUCCACUCAGCCAUGCAAAGUUUGCCAAGCCGUGCUUCAGAUCUCAAAGUUGCAGUCACUCUCAUCUCCGAUGCUGUAGCAGACAUGGAUGAAGACGACAAACGUGACGACAUCAUGGAGUCCAUAAAGUCAUUGAGUAGUCACAUCGAGGACAUUGAAAAAGAAAGGGAAGGAAAAAGACAGAUGGACCGCAUUUCUAAGAACCCACCCCCUGACGACUUCCGCCAGCAAGACAUUCUUCCCACUGUCAAGGAAUUGCAACCCGGAUAUCAGCCGUUUCUCCGUCCUCAUCUGACGAGAGGUGUAUAUGCCGAUGCAGAUCACUACCUGGAUGUUCAGUUCAGACUCCUUAAGGAAGACUUCAUCUUUCCUCUUCGCAAUGGGAUAUCAGAGUACCUAACUUUCAAGAAGGCCAACCCUGACAGAAAGGCCAAAGUUCAGGAUGUGCGAAUCUACGAGGAAGUUCUCUACGAUGGAUCUGUCCGUGAUUUCUCCGGAAUUUCACAUUACAUGGCUUUCAAGAUGUUACCUCAUGUCCGAUGGCAUUCGACAAAACGACUCAUCUACGGAUCAUUGCUCAUCCUAUCAACGGAUGAUUUCAAGUCCUACAUAUUUGCUACAGUGGCCAAACGGGACGUAGAAGAUCUAGAAAAGGGGUUGGUAGCCAUAGCAUUGGUCGACCGAGAAGAUGCAUCAUGUCUACAGAAUAAGAGUUUUGUGAUGGCAGAGUCAUCUGUUUUCUUUGAAGCUUAUCGCCCAGUUCUCCUGGGUCUCCAGCGAAUGUCUGGCCCAUGCUUGCCGUUUUCCCGAUAUACCUUGAGCAUGUUUCAUGAUGUAAAGCCACCCAGGUAUCUUCAAGAUCGGAUGGUAACUGAAGACGGUGAAAUGUUCAUCAAUCCAUGUAGUAUUGAUAUCUCACCUCUGCUGAAGGGUACACGACGAUGCUCUCCGAUAAUCAACGUACUUGACGAUAGUGCUUGGCCCGAUAUUGACGCUAUACAGCUCGACCAAUCACAAUAUGAAGCUGCCAAGACAGCUUUCACCAAAGAAUUCUCUGUUAUACAGGGUCCACCAGGUACCGGCAAGACGUACAUAGGUCUGAAGAUCGUAGAGACUCUUCUUCUUAACAGAGAAGUCUGGUCAAGUGAAGAAAACCCUAGCCCAAUCUUACUUGUGUGCUACACAAAUCAUGCACUGGAUCAAUUUCUGGAGGGGAUCUUAACAUUCCAUCGCACUGGCAUCGUACGAGUUGGAAGCCGUAGCAAGAGUGAGCAGUUGCAGUCCUUCAACCUUAAUCGGAUGGUUGGUCAGAGGGGAAUACACGAUGAAGAGUACGUUCAACGAAGAGUUCGCCAUGUCAAGAAAGAAGUUGACGCUACAAAGAGACGUGUGGAGAGAACGCAAGCCAGAAUAGAGGGUGCAAAAAAUGGGAUCAUCAACGAGUACGAACUAGGCCCGUUCAUGUCAUGGCAGCAUUACAACAGCCUCAUGCGUCUUUCUCAUUUGAAACAGUUAAACUCCUGGCUCGUAGAGUGGCUUCUCAGUGAAUGUCAAUAUGACAGGGAUUGGAACCAGCAAGAGAAACAGGAUACACUAGAACAGAGGGAUAACCUGCAUGAAGAAAAGAUGGAGAAAGGUACAAAGAAUGAUCCUGUAGCGAUUGAGGCAACAGUCGAAGUAGAAUUUGAACGAGGUGCCAUCGAGUCUGAAAGAAUGAUUGAUGACGAAUUUGGUGAGGAAGAUUCCGAUGAAGAGGAAGACAAGGACUACCCUUUCCUAGGCUUUGACCUUCAUGAUCUGGACAAAGCAGAGAACGGUAUCUUGCGGAGGUUUAUCCAAUGCAAGAUGUCUGGCAAGGAUGUUCUCGAUCCACGUGCUCUUCGAUCAAAUAUGGAUGUUUGGCGUAUGCAUCCAAAUGACCGAUGGGCCCUCUACCAUAUUUGGUUGCAGAACUACCUUCAACAGUUGAAAGGAAAACUGCCAGCAUAUGACCUCAAAUUCAAGCAGCUUUGUGGUCAGCUAGAUGAGGCUAAAGACGUAGAGAAAUACCACGUCCUUCGACAGGCAACUAUAAUCGGUAUGACUACAACUGGAGCAGCUAAUCACCAGCAGGUUUUGCAGAGAGUCCGGCCAAAGAUCGUAGUAGUAGAGGAAGCAGCUGAGGUACUGGAGGCACACAUCAUCACGGCAUUAAAUGCAUCAUGUCAACAGCUCAUUCUCAUUGGAGAUCAUCAACAACUUCGUCCGAAACCGAACGUGUUCCUCCUGGCCAAGAAGUAUCAUCUGGACGUUUCAUUGUUUGAAAGACUUAUCAACAAUGAAUUUCCUUACUCACAGCUUGAGCUGCAACAUCGGAUGCGUAUCGAACUGUCGAAUCUGAUGAGAAGGCACUUCUACGACAACCUCCAAGACCAUGACACAGUGAAGCGAUACGAAAGUGUGAAAGCAGUUCAAAAGGAUAUCUUCUUUCUAGAUCACGCAGAACCAGAAGAUGAAAUGGAUGAUACACAGAGUCACUACAAUCUCCAUGAGGCCAGACUCGUAGUAGCGAUGUGUUACUACUUCCUACAGCAGGGGUAUGAACCUGAUAAGGUUACAAUCCUCACAGCUUAUACAGGUCAGCUACUGAAAAUCAAGCAAAUGAUGGAUCGUAGCAAGUUUGAGGGAGUCAAAGUUACCUCAAUAGACAACUACCAGGGAGAAGAGAAUGAUAUCAUUCUUUUGUCCUUUGUGAGGAGCAACAAUCAUGGGCGUAUUGGAUUCUUGGGGAUUUCAAACCGAGUCUGUGUCUCUUUGUCAAGAGCAAGGAAAGGGCUCUACUGCGUUGGAAACUUCACCCUCUUUGCAGAAAAGAGUGAGCUAUGGAAGGGAAUAGUAAAAGAUCUAGAAGCAAUGGGAUCAAUCGGAGAUUCCCUUACGCUGCAAUGUACCAAUCAUCCAGAAGAGAAGACAGCGGUGAAAACUGCCGAUGACUUCAAGAAGGUACCACUAGGAGGAUGUAGUAGAGACUGUGAUACCAGGCUAGACUGUGGACACGUUUGUCGAUUAAAGUGUCACCCAACGGAUCUUAAGCAUCUCGUGUACAAGUGCAAGGUUCCUUGCUCCAAGGUUAUCUGUGAGAGAAACCACAAAUGUCCAAUGUUCUGCUCAGAUCUAGAAAAUGAGUGUGAAGUCAUCAUCAACAAGGAACUGCAGUGUGGCCACAGAUGCAAGGAAAAUGUUGAGAAAACCUUGCCUUGCGGUCACAAAUUGAAGAUGAUUUGUUCGACCGAAGUAGAAACAGUAGAAUGCAAAGCAAGGUGCAGUAAAGAGCUUCCAUGUGGCCACAUUUGCAAGGAAAGGUGUGGGUUGGAUUGCACUGAGUACUGUACAGAGAUGAUCACCAGAGAUGACUGGCCAUGUGGUCAUAAGGUAACAGUUAAAUGCUGCGAAGAAAGCGACGCAUGCUACAUCGCCUGUGAGGAGAUCUUGAUAUGUGGGCACAAGUGCAAAGGGACCUGUGGAAAAUGCUCACAAGGUCGUUAUCACCACCCCUGCAUUAAGACAUGUAAGAAAAAGCUGGUGUGCGGACACGAAUGCGCCCUCACUUGCGGUGCACCAUGUCUUUCCUGUAAAAAGAAAUGUCCGCGGCGUUGUCGUCACUCGCAGUGCAAGCAUCCGUGCAGUGAGCCAUGUGAUGUUUGUACGUAUCGUUGCAACUGGAAAUGUGAGCAUCACGAUUGCAAGAGGUUGUGCUGCGAGCCUUGUAACAUACCCCCAUGCAACAAGCCCUGUUCAAAGAAACGGAAAUGCGGUCACCCUUGCAUCGGUCUGUGUGGUGAGACCUGCCCCAAUAAAUGUCGCAUCUGCGACAAAGAAGAUUUGGAGCAACGCUUCUUUGGGACUGAAGAUAUCCAGACAGCAAGGUAUAUUCAACUAGAAGACUGUGGCCAUUACUUUGAGGUAGAAGGGCUUGACAAGUUCCUUGGACUCGGCACAAAAUCCGACGGUGCAGAAAUAUUUACCAAAUUAUCGGUAAAAACCUGUCCUAGAUGCGAAAAACCCAUCCAGUUAUGUCGUCGCUACAGUAAUCUUCUGAGAGAAUCUUCAAGGAUUAAGCCGCGAAUCGUGGAAAAGCUACAGGAUGCUCGCAAUAGCAAUGAAGGCAAACACCUCCUCCUUAAAGUCAACUCAGCCGUCAUGUCGGCGAAAGAAACCAUUCGGCUUUUGUCACCACUAGCGUUGCUUAGAUACUGUCGACUAUCACGAAAAGGGUCAACGGUGAACCGGCCAUAUUUGAAAAAGCUUUAUGAACUACUCCGGGCAUCAAUAGAGGAACUGGCCAGACAUAGCAAGUCACCACCGAAUGAGCUCGUAGAUCAGCACGCGAACGACCUCUGGAAUGAGUUGGAUCGAGUGACAAUCAUGUGCGACUUGGCCAAAGUAGUGAGGGGCGGAGCAACAGAAACAACCGAAGUACCCAGACUUCUCAAAAUCCUGGGCCAGAAUAGGAAUAUGACAUUAGCACAUGUCCUCCUCAAUGGAAUUCGCAAUGCUAAUGGAAUCAGUCAUACUGGCAGUGACCUACCGACUUUCAAACGCACUCCACUUCUUUCUUUAGAAGUAUCCAUGUGGUUUACUUGUGCCAAAGGACAUCCUGUUUUCAAGCAACAGCUCAAGAAGGGCGCGUGCGAGGACUGCGUCUUGGCUGAGCAGGAGAGAGUCCGCUCCGAGGCUUCUGCAGCUGUAGGACAACCAGGUGACCAUAUACAGAAUGUGCCCAGUCAUCGACGUGUUGGUGGUCAGCAAGGCCAGCGGGGUAGGGGACGAGGACGUGGAAGAAGAGGUCGAGGUAGAAGGGGUGGUCGCAGAGGAGGACACCAAAGAAACUAUGUCCCGUUUUAUGCCUGA